Alligator mississippiensis (American alligator) is the source of this 5662-nucleotide messenger RNA. It is a transcript of the gene LAMC2, whose product is annotated as laminin subunit gamma 2. The record is from RefSeq and is a predicted model, not a curated record. NCBI's taxonomy places the organism in Eukaryota, Metazoa, Chordata, Crocodylia, Alligatoridae. The transcript is spliced from 23 exons. Gene Ontology annotation, molecular function: extracellular matrix structural constituent. The coding region runs from base 205 to 3759 and encodes 1184 amino acids.
UGCUUCAUAUGGGCUGGGCUCUCCUUAUUCAGAAGGUGAGUCAGACUGAGGCACAUGCUUUCUUCCUGUUGGGAGUGACUCAGGUACAGGAGCUGAUAAAACCACCUGAGAAGAGAAAGCAAAGCACAGCGAAAAGCAGGCUUAAGCUCCCUACAGGUCUUCUGAGCCUUUCUUCCUGUAAGGACACAUCCUGGAUCCCCAGAAAUGACUUUGUGCAGGCUGCUAACCCUGAGCUGCUUCAGUGUAUGUCUGUUCCUGCCUGCAGCCACUGGUACCAGGGAAAGAGGAGUCUGUGACUGCAAUGGGAAGUCCAGGCAAUGCAUCUUUGACCAGGACCUGCUCAGAGAAACAGGAAAUGGCUUCCGCUGCCUCAACUGCAUGGACAAUACUGAUGGGGUUCGCUGUGAAGGGUGCAAGGAGGGGUUCUACCACCAGCAAAAUGGAGAACGUUGCUUGCCAUGCAGCUGCAACCCGAGAGGCUCCCUCAGCCCACAGUGUGAUAACCACGGCCAAUGCAGCUGCAAACCAGGCAUGACAGGAGAAAAAUGUGACCGAUGCGAGCUAGAAUUCACCUUUCUCUCAGGGGCUGGGAGCAGGGGAGAUGGACAGCUGCCGAGCUCUCAGUGUGCCUGUGAUCCAGCUGGCAGCACAGGGCACUGCAUUUCGGGACGCUGCUUCUGCAAGACAGGAGCCACAGGCGAGCAAUGUGACAGGUGCAAGCUGGGCUACUAUAACCUAGAUGCAGGAAACCCCGAGGGAUGUUCCCAGUGCUUCUGUUAUGGGCAUUCAACCACGUGUAGCAGCGCAGAAAAUUACAGUGUCCACAAAAUCACCUCCAACUUCCAGCAGGAUGCUGAGGGCUGGAGAGGAGUUUAUAUUGAUGGGUCCCUUGUAGAGCUCCAGUGGUCUCCACGUCAUCGGGAUGUGUUUAUCACAGCAAAGCGGCCAGAACCAAUCUAUUUUUUGGCACCGGCCAAGUUUCUUGGAAACCAGCAGCUGAGCUAUGGCCAGACCCUGUCAUUUGAUUACCGUGUGAACCAAGGGGGACGUCAUCCUUCUCCAUGUGAUGUCGUCCUGGAGGGAGCUGGCCUGAGAGUCACUGCCCCCCUCUUGCCUCAUGGAAAGUUACUGCCCUGUGGCAUCAGCAAGACAUAUACAUUCAGACUGGACGAGCACUCAAGCAGCAGAUGGAGCCCCAAGCUGAGCUACUUUGAGUAUCACAGGCUCCUGGGGAACCUGACAGCACUGCGGAUCCGAGCCACAUUUGGAGUAUAUGGCACAGGAUACAUGGAUAACGUGACGUGGGUGUCAGCACAGCCCACUUCUGGAGCUCCAGUGACCUGGGUAGAACAAUGCAAGUGUCCUACUGGGUACCAAGGGCAGUUCUGCGAAAGAUGUGCUCCUCGAUACAAGAGGGAAUCCCCCAGUCUUGGGCCUUUCAGCACAUGUGUGCCUUGUAGCUGUCAAGGAGCAUUAAAUUGUGACCCAGACACUGGAGAAUGUCAUUCAGGAGAUGCAUACACUGACCCCCGUACCAGCUGCCAGCUUGGUUACUACAGAGAUCCCCGAAAUCCACAGAGCUGCCAGCGGUGCCCAUGCAGCAAAGGACAGGGCUGCUCGAUGGUGCCAGGCACGAAGGAGGUCACCUGCCAUAACUGCCCUGCAGGAGUCACCGGUUCUGCAUGCAAACUCUGUGAAGAUGGCUAUUUUGGAGACCUCUUGGGUAGAAAUGGCCCUGCAAAGCCUUGCCAGCCCUGCCAGUGUAACGGGAACAUCGAUCCCAAUGCUGUGGGGAACUGUAACAGACUAACGGGUGAAUGCCUGAAGUGCCUCUACAACACAGCUGGCUUCCACUGUGAUCGCUGCAAAGAUGGGUUCUUUGGGAACCCCUUAGCCUCCAACCCAGAAGACAAGUGUCAAGCCUGCAACUGCAGCUCAAUAGGUUCUGAGCCCCAAACAUGUCGCAGUGACGGGAGCUGCAUUUGUAACCCAGGAUUUGAGGGGCCCGAUUGUGAGCACACACAUUGCCCAGACUGUUACAACCAGGUGAAAGCUCAGGUGGAUCAGUACCUCCAGCAGCUGCAGGCUUUGGAGGUGCUUUUCUCUCAUGGACAUUUUGGCCAGGGGGCAGCGAACAAUGGGGAGCUAGAGGGGAAAAUGCAGCUGAUUGAGGAGACUCUUCGUGCCAUCCUGAGAGAAGCCCUGAGCUUGCAAACCUCUGACAAGUCCUUGGAGGGCCAAGUGUCCAAAAUGAAGGGACAGGAGGCUGGUUACCAGAGGCGCCUGGAUGACAUCAAGGUGACCUUGGAGAGAAUGAAAGUUCUGGGGAACCAGUACCAGAGGCAGGUGCGGGAUAUCCAGGGGCUGCUUGAGAGAGCCCAGGUGACCCUAGAGCAAACCAAAGUGACCCUGAGUGGAGUGUAUAUUCCAUCUUCCAAUCUCCCUGGGGGCUCAAGUAGAUUUAUGAUCCUGGCCCAGGAGGCUCUAAGAUUAGCAAACAGCCACAUGCAAGCAGCAAAUGCCAUUGAGCAGGCAGCCAAAGCAGCAAAGGAUGACUCUGACCAGGCCCUGGAGCUGGUGCGCUCAGCUGUGAGUGGAGGAGGCAUCCUGGCAAAUUCCAUGCAAGGGCUGCUCAGGAAAUACGAUGAAACAAAAUCUCUUGCCAGUGAGCUGGAGGCUGCUGCCAGCAGAUCAACAGCAGAUGCAGAUGGUGCUUAUCAGGGCAGCCUGCUGCUUCUCAACUCUUUGUCCCGCUUAGCAAAGAUUGACACUGGGUCUUUCCAGGGGGAGGCAACCCGGCUGAGACAGGAGGCAAAUGUUCUGAUGGGCUUGGUGGACACUUACAUGGCAGAAUACAGGCAGCUGCAAAGCAACACCAGAAGCUGGGAGGAAGACAUCAAACAACUGUUACAGAGAGGGGAAGGCGAGAGAGUGGCUUUGAUUCAGCUGCUGUCCCGUGCCAACCUCGCCAAGACCAGAGCUCAGCAAGCACUGAGUGCUGGCAAUGCCACUUUCUCUGAAGUUGAUCGUGUCCUGAAGAAUCUCAGGGAGUCUAACCUGCAGGUGGAUGACAAGAGGAGAGAAGCUGAAGAUGCCAUGAGCAGGCUUCCACUCAUCAGCAGCCUGGUCACGGGUGCCAAUGAGCAGGCUGGCCGAGCAGAACGAGCCCUGGGCAAUGCUGCUUCGCAUGCAAAAUCAGCUAGAACCAUGGCAGGGGAGGCCAAGGAGAUCACCAGUGGGAUCCAGCAGGAGAUAAAGCAUGUGAGGCUGGAGGCCAACAGGACAGCAGAUAGUGUCCUGGCACUGGAGAAGGAAAUAGCUGCUCUGCUGCACACAGUGAGUGAAAGAGAAGGGGAGUUCCUGAGGAAAGAGCAGGAGAUUGCUACCGAUGCUAUCACAGUCCAGGAGAUUGUCCAAGAGGCUCAGAGUUCCCAUGCCAGAGCCCAAGGGGCUGGAACUGCCAUCCAAGAGACACUGACUGCCUUGGAAGACCUCCUGUACCUGAUAAACCAGCCUGGCACUGUGGAUGAGGAGGCUCUGAACACACUUGAACUGAACCUCAGCAAAGCCAAGACAAAGAGCAGCCAGUUGAAGCAGCAGCUGUCAGAGCUUGAGAAGACUUCCAGCAUGCAGAAACUCCGGAUCCAGAUGCUGGAGAGGAGUAUUAGUGAGAUCUUGGCCGAUAUCGAGAAUCUGGAGGAGAUCCGCAAAAAUCUGCCCCCAGGCUGCUACAACACAAAACCCAUUGAACGACCUUGAGCACAAGGUGGAGAUGAGACUCCAUGUGUGUGUGUGUGUGUGUGUGUGUGUGUGUGUGUGUGGAUACCAAGGUGGCCCAGGAGGCCUGGGUAGGAGGGGAAACCAAGCCUGGCAAUCCCAGCUGCAUUUGACUCUGCUGAAUUGAACUGUGGUGCCUUGAGUCAGGUUUGUCAGACUUGGUGACCUUGUGCCUUGAGGCAAACAUGAUCACACUCUUUCGCUGUCCUCCAACAAGAAUGUGAUGCUCCACAUGUCUAUCCUGGGAGUGCCUGAGGAAGGAGAUACCCACCUGCUUGAAGAAGCUGCUGACCAGGAAGAGUUAAGUGUACUGGGAUCUCAUCCCUGUAGGCACAGCCAGGAGGAGGUGGGCACACUGUUGCCAUCUGGGUAUUUAUCAGGCUUUGUUGUCACCAGCCAAAUCUGAACUCCUCUUGUCUCUAUUUUCCUCAUCCUGAAGAGAUUUUUCUCAACUCUCGGGCACAUCCAGGACUUGCUGCCAUCCUUGAAUGGCACUACCUUGCUCCUCAUCUUGCACAGUGCAAUUCAGUGCUGGUUUCCCUUCAUUUGCUCCCCUCAACAUGUUUCUCAUCAGCCCUCUUUUCUGAACUCAGUGAUGAGCAGCAGAACAGAGGGUGGGUUUGGGCUCUGAACCAUGGAAGCUGCGAUUGCUGACUGUAGCGUUAUUCUCACAAUCUCUCUGCCUUGACAGCCUUUGUGCGUUAGGCUUGUCUGGGCCACAGGGAAGUGCCAUUGUGAGCUCUUCAUUACAAGCCUUCCCUCUGUCUAGCCAAGGUGGGGGCUCCCUAGGCAUAGGAAAAGAAGGAAAUGUUUCAUCUUUGAGUUCAAACGACUGCACCAGAAGGAGCUGGAGGUGCAUCUGUUCCUCUUGGCUUGCUGCAGAGAGGAUUGUGAAAGGACAUUGUGUGAAAAGUCCUUCCUGCCACUACGUCUUUCUCUCCAAGAGGAUGUUUCAUCUUCUCCACCCCCUUCUCAUCUGGGCCUUUUGCUCAAGAGUGGUUUCAGGGGCCUUACCUGGAUUUGGUGACUCCAGGGUCAGAGCCCCAGGUUUUCCAUAUGCCCCUGUUGCAGGUGCAAACUUUACACAGGCUGACUUGGCCCUUGUUGCUCUGAGUUGAGUCAGGUGAGUACCAUGCUGUUUGCUGCCAGUAUCUCAGAUGAGACCUUGGAAAGCAGGCACUGAUGCUCCUGUGGCACUUUUAGCAAGAGCAGAGGAUUUGUACUAGUCACCUUGGCCAAGAAAGCUGGUACCUGAGGGUCCAGCUCAUCCAAACAUGAGGAUUUUGAUUUGCUCCAUUGAACAAAAACCAUCUUAAGUGUAACCAGGCAUGUCUCCACUUCCAGGUUGGAGGAAGUUUGGUGCUGUUUUCUCCCUUCCCCAGAAAUGUAAAACUGGAUGUUUCAUGUAGAGCAGCCGAUGUGACUCUAACCGGUUCCUUCCAUCUCCCCUUUUCGCCUGUGUUUGGAGGAACCCAAGGCUCAGAUCUCCACCCUCUCCCAAAGUCCUGGGGGUAGGUCCCAUGCCAUUUUGCUACUUCACCUCAGUGAAGAAGGUCCCUGGUCCCCUGACUGCAAGGAUCUAGAUCUGUUGGAUACUUGUCUCCUGCCCUGUGUCCCAGCAGAAGCAGUAACCUCCAUCCUGGUCCAGAAAAGGCAGCUGCUUCUUUCUGGAGACACGCUCAUCCCUCCAGGUCUCUGAUAAAGUGGCACAGUCCUAGUGGUGCUUGAUGAUUAUCUGUUAAAUAACUGUUUGUGUCAUGUUUUUAUUUAAGUGAGCCACACUCUGGCCUCUGGUUUGCGUUGCAGUUUCUUCCUCUGCAACAUAGGAGAAAGGCCUUAGGGUUAUGAUUUUUUACAAGAAAAUUAAAUAAAUGGUGAAUCCUCA